Molecule: messenger RNA, 3154 nt
Organism: Anopheles funestus (African malaria mosquito)
Lineage: Eukaryota; Metazoa; Arthropoda; Insecta; Diptera; Culicidae
Gene: Ir21a
Product: ionotropic receptor 21a
Exons: 5
Coding region: 185-3109 (974 amino acids)
Cellular component (GO): membrane
Molecular function (GO): glutamate-gated receptor activity
Source: RefSeq, a predicted model, not a curated record
UCUAAUUUUCAUUCCCGAUUUGAUCGAAAGGUUACGGCCAAAGGGUCAGUAUGUUUCAUAAAUAUCAAAACAGAAUCACGCACCUGUAAAAUCAGUAUAAAACAUACCCAGCCAGCUGUAGCUACCUUUCAGUAGGUGCUGCUACCUAUAGCUGGUAACAAGCUCCUAGAAAGAAUAUCCGAAAAUGUUCAUUCGGUUACUUCCACUGGUGAUUAAUCUGUGGUGUUUCAUUGUUAGUACAACUGGUUUCAGUUCCCUGCGUCAUCCGGAACGUUUCAAUGAACAACUUGUCAACUACAAGGGUCGGGAACAAUCGAACGGAUACUUUGAGCUAGCCAGCGAAGCUUAUUACACCGGUGCGUACUACCAAUCGGCAGAGGAGGAAAACAAAACUGCGACAUGCAUGUGGACAGAUUGUUUCCAAGAAGCAAAUUGGCCCACCGUUACCCGUGAUCGACGUCGUGUAGAUCCAACGUUCUAUGGACACCCAAAAACGCGGGAACAAAUAUGGGAACGGAACUUCGCUCACGUCAUUAUGGACAAUCGGCAAACACUAUCGCUGGUGACACUUCUGAACAAAAUCAUCCUAAAAUAUCUCUACAGCUGCAUACCGAUCGUACUGUACGACACGUACGUGGGCACCACGGAGAACUACAUCCUUGAGGCAUUGUUCAGCGAGUUUCCCACGACCUACAUUACGGGACGCAUCGGUCCAAACUACACGCUGGACAAUCCGGGUAUUUUGGAACCGUUUGGUCCGCAGUGUCGUAGCUACAUCAUCUUUCUGGCGGACGUAAUGAUGACGCGUAAGGUGAUCGGCCCGCAGCUGAACAGCUAUGUCGUGCUUAUACCACGCUCAAGUCAAUGGAAAUUACAAGAAUUUCUGGCCGCGAAACAAUCACGCGAUAUCAUUAAUUUGCUCGUGAUAGGAGAAUCAUACUCCGUGGAUAAACGCAUCAACAACGAACAACCGUACGUACUGUACACCCAUGAGCUGUACAUCGAUGGGCUGGGUGCAAAUAGACCGCAGGUUCUUACCUCCUGGAUUGGGAACAAAUUCUCGCGCAACAAUGUGAAUCUGUUUCCAAAGAAAUUACGGAAAGGUUUCUCAGGACACAGGUUCACAGUGAUGGCCGCUCACCAGCCACCGUUUAUGAUUAAGCGUCUAUCGACGGAUGGUGUGGGCAAUGUGAAUAUACGUUGGGAAGGACUCGAAAUACGGCUAAUGCGUGCAAUGGCGUUAUACCUCAACUUUACUUUCGACAUUGUCGAACCGGCCAAGUUGGAAAUGGGCCCUGGCGAUGCCGUUGUGGAUGAGAUACAGCGAAGGCAGGCCGAUGUAGGGUUGGCCGGAAUAUAUGUAACGAUCGAGCGUAAUCUUGCCACUGAAAUGUCGGUAUCCCACUCAACGGAUUGUGCAGCUUUCUUAACGCUUAUGUCCAGUGCCUUGCCGAGAUAUCGCGCCAUCUUAGGACCCUUCCAGUGGCCAGUAUGGGUAGCGGUGAUCCUCAUCUAUCUAUUGGCCAUUUUCCCACUCGCUUUUUCCGACAAAAUGACACUACGACAUCUGCUCGGCAACUGGAGUGAGAUUGAGAAUAUGUUUUGGUAUGUGUUCGGUACAUUCACCAACAGUCUCACCUUUCAGGGUGAGAACUCUUGGAGCAACACCAAGAAGACAUCAACUCGCAUGCUGAUCGGUAUCUAUUGGGUAUUCACGAUCAUUAUUACCGCUUGCUACACGGGAUCGAUCAUUGCCUUUAUCACGCUUCCAGUCGAACCGGAACGUGUCGAUGGUGUGGAUCAGCUACAACGUGGUUUUUAUCGUGUAGGUACAUUGGAUCGUGGUGGCUGGGAACGUUGGUUUCUUAAUUCAAGCCACAAGCAAACGAACAAGUUGCUGAAAGAUUUACGAUUUGUAAGCAGCGUCGACGAGGGCAUCCGGAAUGUUACCGAUGCGUUCCUCAUUUCGUAUGCCUUCAUCGGUUCUAAAAAUGAAUUAGAGUUCCUGAUCCAAUCAAACUUAUCACAUCAAUUUCAAAACAAACGCUACGGCUUACAUGUCAGUCGUGAGUGCUUUGCCUUGUAUGGUGUGUCAAUGGUGUUUCCGCCCAACUCGGUGCAUCGGAAUCCAAUAAACAACGCAAUUCUUUACAUGCAGGAAGCUGGUCUAAUAAGCAAACUCAACAAGGACGUAACGUGGGAAACUGUCAAGACGAAGGAUGGACACUUUAGGGAAGCGUCUGUUGGGGAAGUUCUAAAAAUCACUGCACCCUCCGAACGGGGCCUUACACUUGCCGACACGGAAGGUAUGUUUCUGCUCAUGCUAUUCGGUUACGUAGUAGCACUAGGGGUGCUCAUCUCCGAAUGGGUUGGCGGUUGUACCAACAAAUGUCGUGAGGUACUAAAGGAACGUGCUGAACGUUUGAAGGCGGCCGCAGCUGAAGUUGCUGCUGCAGCUACCGGUAGUGAAACAUCCUCCAUUCCUGCAUCCACUCCAUCAUCUGCUAAUGAAAACACAAUCCGCAAACGGAUCAAUGGCACCGAGAGAUCCCUGCCAGCGAGUAAUGAUGGUUCGGAAAAGGUACGUCGCAUUAGACUUACUGGGGAAGAUCCACCCAAUGGAUCUCAGGCAAACGAGCACGAGAGCCCGAUAGAUGAUUGUAGUGCAGGGUCCUCAUUGCACCGCCACAGUCUCUCCGAAUGCCUAUCGGAGGUAAGUGCUCAUACAAUGCAAGAACUCUACAAUGGGCCCGAUCGGCGACAUUCGACGAUCGUUUUCCUGGAUGGACAGCUAAUGUCGGAAGAGGAAGCUAAACGGAAAGUCGCUCGAUCUAAGUCCAGACAUCGGCACAGCUUAAGUUCCGUUUUGGAACGUGAGGUCAGCCAAUUGUUUAGAUUCCUGGGGAAGGAUUCAACGCACAGCUCCCAAAGAGAGCCGGCCGAAACGAGUGGUCUUGUCAGAAGAUUGCCUGCGGUUUGCCGUGAAAGUAAGGAAGUUGAGGUAGCGGUCGAGAUCAACACACCGGGAAAUGUGCAGGAGCAACAACCAGCGGUGGUAACAAGUCGUCGCAGUAUCGAAGCCACUUUUGGAGAAAAAUUAUUACAUUAAACAAAUAAAUAUGAACUAAUCAACAUUAAAACUGCAUAAUCAUAA